AUGCCUCCUAAGCGAAUUCGUUGCACCGCUGCUUCGUGCCGCGAACCAGCUCAGCGCAUCGUCGGCGACUGCACCUUUUGCCAAGGUCAUUUCUGCGGCAAGCACCGCCUACUAGAAGACCACAAGUGUACCGGUCUCGAGGACUGCAAGAAGCAGUCUCACGAGCGUAACGCUGCACAACUCGAGUCGGAACGAACCCAGGUUAUCCGGGGCGUGUAA
Messenger RNA from Fusarium redolens, 219 nucleotides. RefSeq lists its product as uncharacterized. Gene Ontology annotation, molecular function: zinc ion binding. The record is from RefSeq and is a predicted model, not a curated record. Lineage: Eukaryota; Fungi; Ascomycota; Sordariomycetes; Hypocreales; Nectriaceae. The coding region runs from base 1 to 219 and encodes 72 amino acids. The transcript has 2 exons.